AUGAUCAUAUCAGAGAAGAAUCGCCGCGAGAUCUCCAAGUACCUCUUCAAAGAGGGAGUUCUCUUCGCGAAGAAGGAUUUCAAUUUGGCGCAGCACCCUUUGGUCGAAGGUGUUCCGAAUCUGCAAGUCAUCAAGUUGAUGCAGAGCUUCAAAUCAAAGGAAUACGUGCGUGAGACAUUCGCUUGGAUGCAUUACUACUGGUUCCUCACAAACGAAGGCAUUGACUUUCUCAGGACUUACCUCAAUCUCCCAUCUGAGAUCGUUCCCGCCACUUUGAAGAAGUCACAGAAGCCUCUUGGCCGACCCAUGGGAGGCCCACCUGGUGACCGUCGUGGCCCUCGUUUUGAGGGAGAGAGGAGGUUUGGUGACAAAGAUGGAUACCGUGGAGGACCAAGAUCAGGUGGAGAGUUUGGUGACAAGAGUGGAGCUCCUGCUGAUUACAACCCUUCCUUCAGGGCUCCUGGAGCUGGUGGAGCUAGGCCGUUUGGUCGUGGAGCUGGUGGCUACGGUGGUGGUGCUGGUCCAGCUGCUGGAUCUGAUCUUCCUUGA
This is a messenger RNA of Thlaspi arvense, 549 nucleotides long. The record is from the annotation of a GenBank genome assembly. Lineage: Eukaryota; Viridiplantae; Streptophyta; Magnoliopsida; Brassicales; Brassicaceae.